ACAGAGGCGAUGAUCACAAAAUCCUACUCCCGAACUCGCCGCUACGAUUUAGCACCAUGUUUUUGGUAUCGCCUAAAACCGUAGCGUUCUCUAUCUCCCUACUCAUCUCUGUCAUCGCCAAACGGGUUCCCGUACGGUUAAAUAAACUUGGAAAACAGUGUAAACUAACAUGGGAUGUGAUGGUGGCACUAUUCCCCGUAGGGAUGAACUUGUAAGAAUUAAGAAGAAACCUGAGCAGAAAGACAAGGAUGCAGAGUUGGCUUUUAGAUGGAAGCAUUGCUCCAUCAAACAGUUACCUCUUCAGUCACCAGUUGUUGCAUGUGGCUUAGGACGGCUUUACAGCAAAGAAUCUGUGCUAGAAGGUCUUCUUGAUCGAACCACAUUACCAGAAACUGCUACUCACAUUAAGAAUCUAAAAGAUGUUAAAGAUUUAAAUCUAACUCCAAACCCAGCAUAUGAUGGUACCAAAGCAGAGAAAGGAGAUGGCUAUGUGGAUAGUGGAAAGAGUCCAUACAUUUGUCCUGUUAUUGGAUUGGAAAUGAAUGGGAAAUACAAAUUUUGCUUUUUGUGGACUUGUGGCUGUGUUAUGAGUGAGCGUGCCCUUAAGGAAGUUAAGACAACGGUAUGCCACAAAUGUCAGAAGCUAUUUACACAAACUGAUGUUAUCAUAAUGAACGCUGAAGGUGAUGAUCUCACUUUAAUGGAGAAAAACAUAGUAUUGCGUAAGGCUGAAAAAAAAUCACGAAAGAAGCAAGCUACUGCUGAAGAACAAGUCAAAGAUGUUGCAACGGAAGUGCCUGAAAAGAAAAAAAUUAAGAAAGAGGAGAAAGCAGGACCCAGCAAAUCAGUGAAUAAAAGAAUCGAAGCACAAGACCCUGCAUACAAAAAAGCAAAGGAAGAUUACAGUGUAGCUAAGGAUCCCAAGGCUUCUGAAGUCUUCAAGAGUCUCUUUACUUCGCAUAAGUCUGCUUCAGAACAAACUAGAGCCCAUUGGAUCACGUACAAUCCCUUCUAUAAUUAACAAUUGCAGGAGAAAUAUUAAGUUCGCUAAUAUCCAUAAUGUAAUUUCUAUCGCUAUCCCUCAAAUAACCCACAAUUUAUGUAAAAGGAUAAUAUAGGAUGCAUCUGGAUAUUGAAUAUGUAAAUUAAGACAAUUGUUCAUUUCUUCAAAAAUAAUGCCUGUGUAAUAUUAGUACAAGCAUACGUAUAUGAUCUUCGUUUAUGUGUACUGAAGAUAUUACAAAUAAAGUUAUAUACAUUCUUCAUUUA
This is a messenger RNA of Cephus cinctus (wheat stem sawfly), 1269 nucleotides long. Its product is annotated as protein RTF2 homolog. Gene Ontology annotation, cellular component: nucleus. Bases 170 to 1021 code for a protein of 283 amino acids. The record is from RefSeq and is a predicted model, not a curated record. The transcript is spliced from 4 exons. Lineage: Eukaryota; Metazoa; Arthropoda; Insecta; Hymenoptera; Cephidae. Gene Ontology annotation, biological process: site-specific DNA replication termination at RTS1 barrier; mitotic DNA replication termination.